Quercus robur (English oak) is the source of this 699-nucleotide messenger RNA. RefSeq lists its product as uncharacterized. Bases 1 to 699 code for a protein of 232 amino acids. The record is from RefSeq and is a predicted model, not a curated record. The transcript has a single exon. Lineage: Eukaryota; Viridiplantae; Streptophyta; Magnoliopsida; Fagales; Fagaceae.
AUGGAAGAAAUGAAAGAGAAUAUGAGAAGGGCGAGUCUUGUAGAAGAUUUGGUCCACAGAACUAAUUCUCCCUUUACGGCUUCCAUCAACGGUCACCCUUUACCACCAAAGUUCAAGUUGCCUUCUCUGGAUUCGUAUGAUGGGACACGAGACCCUUUUGAUCACAUUGCCACCUUUAAGACCACUAUGCAUCUUCAAGGGGUUCCCGAUGAAAUAAUGUGUAGAGCCUUCCCUACCACCCUCAAGGGCCUAGCACAAGUGUGGUUCGAUAAAAUACCCCCGAAUUCAGUAAGUUCUUUUAAAGAAUUGAGUAAGUUGUUUGUCAAUAACUUCAUCGGAGGACAGAGACACAAACGUUCUUCGUCCUUCUUGUUGACUAUAGAACAGGGGGAAAGUGAAAGCUUGCGGUCCUUCAUCACCCGUUUUAAUAGGGAAGCAUUGGCAGUGGACGAGAUAGACGAUAAGUUUCUAUUGGCAGCUUUUCAUAACGGACUUAAUUCAGAUCUGUUCAUCCACAAGCUUUAUGAACAAGAGCCUCAAACUAUGACUGAACUUGUCCACUUCUCUCAGAACUUUAUGAAUGCAGAAGGUGCAAUCAUAGUUAAGAAGAGGAAGAGAACUGAGAAAAUGGAAGCAAAUCGCCACUCUGAACAAGGGCCCCGUCCAAAGAAGGGAUGGAUGGAUGACAAAAAGGACUAA